Molecule: messenger RNA, 2972 nt
Organism: Brienomyrus brachyistius
Lineage: Eukaryota; Metazoa; Chordata; Actinopteri; Osteoglossiformes; Mormyridae
Product: sterile alpha motif domain-containing protein 3-like
Exons: 5
Coding region: 1026-2549 (507 amino acids)
Source: RefSeq, a predicted model, not a curated record
UUAAGUCUCUGAUAUCCAAAAAGUACUUUACAGUUGACUUUCUGAAUUACAUCAUUGAAUCUUUCCCUUUUAAGUAUACAGAUAAAACCAACAGACCACAAAAAAUUUCACAGUCGUGGGCAUUGAAAAAAUCUCUUGGUGGGAAUUGUCAUGAGAAUUGGACACUUUUACGAUUUCUGCCAUUGAUGAUUGGUCAUGUUAUACCAGAGGAUGACAAAACUUGGCAAAUUUUAUUAGAUUUGAAAGAAAUUGUUGAAAUUCUGGCUAGUGGACAUUUUUCAGAAGAGACAUUGUCAUACUUGGAAUGUAAAAUCUCUGAUCACAGGUGCCUAUUAAAAGAGGUGUUUCCUGAAUUCCACCUCCUGCCCAAGCACCACUAUCUGGAACAUUAUCCGGAACUGAUACGAAGAUUUGGACCACUAAUUGAUUUCUGGACUAUUAGGUUUGAGGCAAAGCAUAACUUUUUUAAAAGAGUAGUCCACGAUUGUCGCAACUUCAAAAACAUCUUGCUUACUUUAGCAACAAAACACCAACUUUCUUUAGCUUACCAUCUGGACUUGCCAAGUCUUUUUAGGCCUGAUCUGGAAGUUGGACACAUUGCGGUUGUGUCACCUGAUAUACUAGAGCAUUCUAUGAAGAAGGCUGUAGAGCUGAAAUAUGGAAACAUAACUCUUGUAUCUCUUGCAACCCAUGUCUGCCUGUAUGGCACCAAGUAUUCAGAGGGUAUGUUUUUGUCCGUGGGGCACACCAGCGGCUUGCCUGACUUUGGAAAGCUAGUUAAAAUUGUAGUUGUGUCUAGCAAAAUGUCUUUCAUGAUUGAGCCCUAUCAAGCAUGGUACAUGGAGCACCUGCGGAGUUAUGAACUGGUGAAACAGCAGUCUUAUGAACUGAAGAUUGUGGAAUCACAUGAACUUAACGCAUAUCAGCCCCUGUUUCCAUACACAAGAGCAGGCAAACUGCUAGUGACGCCAAAAGCUUUCUUGCUUCACUAAGAAAAGAUCUCAAAGUUUCUCACUCAAAGGAAGAUGCUGUUACGAGUUAUAAUUUCACCGCAGGACAUUAGGAAGCUCAGGUUGGACACAGCCCCAAAUUCAGUGGAUGGCCUGAAACUGGUGUUGAAAGACAAAUUGCAGCUAAGCCAGCCGUUUGACCUUCAGUAUGAAGAUGAAGAUUUUCAAGACUUUUGUAACCUUACUUGUGUUGAUGAUCUACCAAAGGAGAAGGCUACGUUGAAAGUCAAUUUCUGUGUUGCUGUCUCCUCAGACUCCAGUUUGGACAGUUUUGUUGCACCAUCUCCAUCAGCAUCAUCUUCAUUAAGCAGCCAUUCAGAGUCCUUUGCUGGUCGAUUACAGCCAUGGCCAACUACAUUUUCCAUUCCCACUUUCUCGUAUGAUGUUGAGCUGAGGCUGAGGCAAGGCAAUGAUGCUUUCAGAAAAGAUGGAACACUUCUGUCCAUUUCAAGGGACAUGAAGUCAGAGAUUCUGGAGAAAAUUGCUGAGGCAAUAUAUUCCUUCAAGGCCUACCCUAGAAAUGAAGAAUUUGAGUGUGUAGCCAUUGCUCUUGUUGAAAAACACCCUUGCCUAAAAGAACCUGGCUCCACAUCUGGAUGGUAUGGGUGGAAGCUAAGUUUAAAGUUUAAAAUGGGCAAUUAUAGACAAAAAUUGAGAGAUGCAGGCUGUCGAGAGCUAAUGGUAAAUUCUGAGAAAAGAGGUUCUGAGGACAUGCGAGGGAAGAGAAACAAAGUAAAGAAACCCAGACGUUCUGAAACAAACUUCCUUCCAGAUCUCCCCCAAGGAAGAGACCUGCGACACCUUGAAGAAGAGCGAGAAAAGAUGGCCCAAGAGAUGAGAAAAGCCACUCCAAACCUGGUAUUUAUUGAUCAGGCAAUGAAUGCCACAUAUGCACUGAGAAGACAAGAGAUUGUUGAAGAGGAGCCCCCUAUUUCUGAAAUGAUGGUCAGAUGGCCUGCGCUUUUUACUGAAAGACAGAUCAUCAAAGAAUUCACCAGGCUGAUGUCUAUGGACCUCACUUUGUUCUAUGAGCGUUUGGACAGUCACCUGCUCAGACUUCUUCAGUUGUUCAGGUCAAAGCGCUUUGAGGGGAAUAAAGAAAUGACAUCCUUACUGGAGAGCCUUGACAAGGAUGUAUCAAACCAAAAGAAGAGGGCAACAGCUUUGCAUGGCCUACCGUGGUACAUGAAGGAAAAUCCAUCUGCAUUCAUGAAGAUGUGUGAGCCCACGGAUCCUGAGGAGGACGUCAUCAGGGGAAUGCUGAUUGGAAUACUCUUAGUUGCUGAGGAUGUGAAGGAGCCCCUUCCAGCUUCCUACAAUGAUAUUGCCAUUGUGGUUGAAGAAAUUAUUGUCAUUCGCCACUUGCGAGAUGUACCCAGUGCUUUUGUCAAUCUGAUGGGACUGCUGUACAUUCUGAACAUUGACUAUCCAAAAGACUUGAAGUACACUUUUGAGGUAAUUCAACGACUGUUCAUGGGAAUAGGGCUGGACGCAUGCACUGCCAGAGUCCACUCUCUGAAGAAUAAAUUGUUCAUUUAAUUAGAUAAUGCAAGCAUCUUCAUUGGUUAUGUUUUGAUUUUCUGUGUCUUGAUGUUCUUGCUGAUCUUUGAAGCAAAUGUGUCUAUAUACUUAUUUACUUAUACACUUUAUGUAUUUCAGCCCUAUUCCCGUGAACAGAGGCAUUUUUGUAAUAUUUAAAGUAUCUCUUUAAUAUAUCAGCAAGGCACUAUAUUAUUAUUUUUAUUAUUUUUUGGCAGCUGUACAAUUGACAUUUGAUAUUUUUUGUUGUGGCUGCUCUGUUCAGAGGAAAUGUGUCUCUGAGACACUAUUUUAUUUGGCUUUAAAGGAGCCUUGAACGGACUUUACAUUUGAGCAGUGCCUGUACAUUUGAUGUUAAGAUAGUUGACCAUGUGUCUUAGUUGACAUUUGUCUGCAGUUGAGAAUAAAUAUUCCAGAUUGAAA